ACACAAGAUCUCCAGGGGUCCGUAGUGUCCUGGAGUUGUUUACCCCUUGAUAACAAAACAGACGAGGAAGAAGCCAGGGCUGCGCAGAAAGCUGCGCAGUUGGCGUGUCUUCGCUCAUGAAUGAUGGAGGUGAAUGUUUUGAUGGCAUCUAAGGACUGAGAAAAGCUCCUCUCUGUGGCGCGAACGCAGCUGCUGCAUCGUCGUGUUUGUGUUAUGUGCAACAACGAACCCGAGGCGAGUUUAAUCUGACUCGUCCACAAAGCCUCUGUCAGCUGGUAGCGUGUGCUGCGGCGGCCCCGCUAACAUUAGCUAGCGUCUUGAAGUUGGGACAGUCCUCCCUGCGAGGCCCUGCUGUACCCUGCUGUGUUUUUAUCACAGCACAGCUCCACUGGGGAGGGUUUAACACUCUGUCUGGCUAUAUUCAUCAAAGACUAUCCUACCUUUUAUCUGAAGCAAGCUCGUCGGAAAGCGUGAGUUCGGCUUCUUGAGACGCAGCCGAGGAGAAGUGGGUAUCCAUGUCCACGAGUUACUGCAGGUUAGUCAUCUCUAAUAACACCAGCAAACAUGUCUUUAGUCGCCUAUGGCAGCAGUGAUGACAGUGACUCAGAGGAAACCUCGACCUCUGCCGCACCGGAGAGCAGAGGCAGCUCGGGAGGGCUCUUCGCGUUCCUGCCUGCUCCUAAAAAACUGGCGUCGACAGGAGGGAGCUAUGGACCAAGCAGGGAGACAAAGGCGAGUCCUUCAGCGGGGGACAGCACGUCAAACGAUGACCUAGAUCCUCAGCCAUCUAAAGGAGGCUUAUUUGCCAGUCUGCCUAAGCCGAGGAAGCGAACAGAGCCCGUCAAGAUCACUGUACCACAGAUCCAGAGACGGGAUUCCGACUCUGAUGACGAUGAACCAGCAAAGAAGAAACUACAACCUCAGGGUUCAGGUUCAGGCCUGUCCUCCCUUCUACCACAACCCAAAAACCUGACGGUGAAGGAGCUCGACAGACUUUUGAUUCCUCAUGCACUCACCAAGCGACAAGAACCCAAAGGACCCAAGCCUGGGACACCCGCUCAGGGUCUGCUCGGUUCUAGUGCAUCCCCUUCUGCCAUCAAAGCUGCAGCAAAGUCGGCCGCGCUACAGCUGGCUAGACAAAUAGCCACCGACGACCAGGACGAGGAGGACAUAACCCCACAGAACUACUUUUCUCUGGGCGAGAGCUCCCAGCCCCUCCCCGCAGUCAUCCCAAGCUUAGAGCCCGAGUCCGGAGCCCCUGCAGUGCUUCCCCCUUUUUCACCUGCAGAUGAGCCCGGUCAGUCAGACGCCCCUCUCGACUUUGGAGGGAACCAGGAGGGAGCUGGAGCAUGGGGAGGUCAAUAUCCUCAGUACGAACAGCCCAUGGCAGGCCCAGAUGGUUUUCCUCCGGGAUAUUACAAUGAGCCAUACUACCAGGAUCCUAACCCCGGACUGUCAGAGGCUGAAGAGCCAGGCCACUCUGCCAUGUUUGAUGAUGAAGCGUUCAUGCGGCUGCAGGGGAAACGGAACCGUGGCAAAGAGGAGGUGAAGUUUCUGGAAAUCAAAGGGGACGACCAGCUGAGCGGCAACCAGCAAUGGAUGACCAAGAGCAUGACAGAAGAGAAGCAGAACCGUCAGUCUUUCAGCAAGAAAAAAGGAGAGCAGCCUACAGGACAACAGCGACGCAAGCAUCAGAUAACAUAUCUCAUUCACCAGGCAAAGGAACGUGAGUUGGAGCUGAAGAACAACUGGGCAGAUAACAAGCUCACCCGCAGACAGACCCAGGCCAAAUAUGGUUUCUAAAUGUCAUUCUGUGGACUCCUGGGGGACGUGCGGAAACCUUGCAUCAGAAAGUAGAGUAGGGCUUUCCAGAUUUCCCUACACAAAAGGGAAAAGUCUGUUUGGGAUGAAGCUAUACAUACCUUGAUCCGAGUUUUCCCUCCUGGCCUCCUUCCUGUAUUUGUGUUGAAUUGUUUAAUAUUCAGUAGUUCUUUUGGUCAGCUGUUUUAUAAGGUGUCACUGUACAGAAAACCCAGCCACAAUAAAUAUAGGCGCUUUACCUACAUAAAAUAUAACAGUGUUUUUGAUGGUACCUGCAGCCAGUCAGUGGGAGGGACGAAGUUAUGUGACCCUGAAGUGGCCGUUUCCUUUUGAACGUGUAUGCUUCCUGUUCACACAGCGAACACCGAUAUGUAUAUGACUCCUUUUUUUUUUUUUUUUUUUUUGAUCAACAAAUGACUCUACAAAACAGGUUUGGUUCUCUGGCAGUUGUAUAAAUGUUAGUGAAAUGAACUGGAGUCAUUAGAAAGCUCUGACACGUGACAUAUUUAUACAUUGGAUCGACGACUUUGUAAUAAAAAAUAAAGAUGGCUCCUGGUAUACAUGCUGCAGGUCCUCAUGCAACUCAUUAAAUUAAAGGGUGUAAGAUCUGUCCAUGA
Larimichthys crocea (large yellow croaker) is the source of this 2438-nucleotide messenger RNA. It is a transcript of the gene prcc, whose product is annotated as proline rich mitotic checkpoint control factor. Bases 565 to 1803 code for a protein of 412 amino acids. Gene Ontology annotation, cellular component: nucleus. The transcript is spliced from 8 exons. The record is from RefSeq and is a predicted model, not a curated record. Lineage: Eukaryota; Metazoa; Chordata; Actinopteri; Sciaenidae.